AUGGCUAUGCUUGCUGCAAAGUCCCCUUACCCUACACCGUCGCUCGGCGGAGGCCCCUCUCAGUCGACCUCCCAGUACAACGCCGCGAUGAACAACUACCGCAGCCACACGUCAGCUGCGCGCGCCGACCAGACCAUGUUUGCCUCGCCCACCAAUUCCGACUUCUCCGAAAUCUACGACGCUCCUGAUGCCGUCCGGAACUGGGAUGAAGACAGGGUCGUUGACUGGCUGAAAAGCAUCAGCUGCGCCCAGUACAUCGAGCUGUUCCGAAUGAACAACAUCAACGGCGAGAACCUGAUGGAGAUGGACCAGACACAUCUGCGAGACAUGGGCAUCAAGAAGGUCGGCGACCGCGUGCGCAUCGGUUCACAAGCAAAGCAGCUGCGAAACAAGGAGCUGAAGAAGGGCUCACGGCGGAUAUCGAACAGGCAGUCACUCGCCACCCUCGACCAGUCCGCAUACACGCCACCCUCUGGCUCGCCACGGCCCUUGCACUCGGCAACACGCGCUGCUCAGGCCAGCUCGCGAAGCGAGAAGCGCAUGUCGCGCCAAAUCACAACCGCCGAGAUGAGCUAUGCCUAUGGCACCAAGUCGCCAUCACGGCCCAGCUCGCCUCUUGUCGAUCAAGAGAACCGCAGCCUCCGCUCCCAGCGGCAAGGAGGUCUCAACAGCCCCAAGGACCCUGCCAAGACGUACGGCGCCCACCCUCUCAGCGCCCGCUAUGCGCCAAACCAGCGGACCACUCCCACAGAGACCCCACAGACGGCGCGGUUCGCGAACCACGUACGGGCCAGCCCCAGUGUGGACAGUGCAACCAACAGCAUUAUCCUCCCUCAGGACAAGGCCUUCAUCCGAGUCAUCUACGACGGGGGCCGAACAUCAGUGCUCAACAUUGAAGGGUGCAAGACUGCCGAGGAGGUCAUGCUGAAGACCCUGAGGAAGGGCACACUCAACGAAGCGCACGUCAAGAACUACUGCUUCUACAUUCUCAACAGUGCCGAAGCGGACCCGUCGCUUGCGGAGCGCCUGAGUGACAUUGAGGUUUUCCGGCUCGUGAAAGACUCGAAUCGCCACGAGCGCGGACGGCUGAUACUACGCAAGGUGCACGCCGGCGAGCCCAGCGAGGAACAGCUUGCCGCUGCUGCCAGCAUAUACGCACAGCAGACCUUUCAGCAAACGCAAACCUCGAACAUCUACGUACCGGCCACCAACAGAAGUCAGCUCAAGAUCGAGAAGCUUACGGGCGAGUCUCUUGCAGCUGUCAGCUACCCCCUUUCACCUGCCUCGGCACGAGAGCGUGAGAGGCACAUUAAUUCGACCGCACAGAACCUGGAGGGGCCUGAGAGCUCCAUGCGAUCUCCAGUCUACCAGGCCCGCGCACGCAAGCUCAAGCAAUUUUACGGUGCCCGGCCACCCAGUGAGCUGAUCACCUCCGACCUGACGUCCUACUUCCCAGACGUGCAGAAAGAUGAGAUCGACAAGACCGUUCGCAUGUCUGUCCGCCGCUCGCGUCGCCUGAGUAAAGCUGCGUCCCGCCUCUCGAUGGCGUCAAACUUCAGUGUAGCUUCUAGCCUCAAGGAUGCACCACCCCUUCCAUCCAUUGCCGACAGCUGGCUGCAGGGUGGCAACCAAGCUCGUCCUUUGCGGCCACUAUCGGUCAUGAGGCUCGGCUUGCCGUCGCAACACGGCUAUCGCGAUUCGAUGGCAUCGUCAGUGCUGGAACCACUCGACGAGGAGUCGCCGCUGGAGCCCAAUCGCAAGUCGUACGUAUCAUUCGGCGACGGCAGCGGAUCAGACACUCUAGCUGUGACAGAUCCGGAUGGCAACACCAGCAUGCAAUCAUACUUUGACGAUGGUGGCAGCAGUCUUGCUGGCAGUAGUACCGACAAUACAGAGAACGGUGACUCACUCAACAAGCGCCUUUCUGAAGCCAUUGCUGAAGAUGGCGAAGAGUACGACGACGAAUUGACGGAGUACCUUGAGCAAGAUUCAUGGGAGAACGUCAAGUACAUGAAGGGAGCACUCAUUGGACAGGGUUCCUUUGGUAGCGUGUACCUCGCGCUGCACGCCGUGACUGGCGAGCUCAUGGCUGUCAAGCAAGUCGAGCUACCUUCGGCAGCGGGUACAGCGCAGAUGGAUCAGAGAAAGACCAACAUGGUCGAGGCAUUGAAGCACGAGAUUGGUCUUCUUCGUGAGCUCAAGCACAAGAAUAUUGUGCAGUAUCUCGGCUCCAAUUCGGACGAGAGCCACCUCAACAUUUUCCUGGAGUACGUUCCAGGUGGAUCGGUUGCAACCAUGCUGAUCAACUACGGACCCUUGGGCGAGUCGCUUAUCCAGAACUUUGUCCGCCAAAUCCUCACCGGUCUGUCAUACCUCCACUCAAGAGACAUCAUCCACCGCGACAUCAAGGGCGCAAACAUUUUGGUCGACAACAAGGGCUCUGUCAAAAUCUCUGAUUUCGGUAUCUCAAAACGUAUCGAACAGUCAACGCUGGGUGGUAGCAAGAAGGGUGCUCAACGCGUGUCGCUGCAAGGUUCCGUCUUCUGGAUGGCACCGGAAGUCGUUCGUCAGACAGCUUACACUCGCAAGGCCGACAUCUGGUCGCUGGGUUGUCUCAUCGUCGAGAUGUUCUCAGGCAGCCAUCCUCACCCAAGCUUGACCCAGCUCCAAGCUAUCUUCAAGAUUGGUGGCAGCGGCGACGCAAGUCCCACCAUCCCCGACAACGCCGGCGACGAUGCUCGUGCCUUCCUAUCUCAGACCUUCCUCAUCGACCACGAGAAGCGGCCCAGCGCUGAUGAGCUGCUUGCAAGUCCCUUUAUCACGAAUCAGGGUGCGUAA
Messenger RNA from Didymella exigua CBS 183.55, 2838 nucleotides. Its product is annotated as Ste11-type MAPKK kinase. Bases 1 to 2838 code for a protein of 945 amino acids. The transcript has 3 exons. NCBI's taxonomy places the organism in Eukaryota, Fungi, Ascomycota, Dothideomycetes, Pleosporales, Didymellaceae. The record is from RefSeq and is a predicted model, not a curated record. Gene Ontology annotation, biological process: protein phosphorylation. Gene Ontology annotation, molecular function: protein binding; ATP binding; protein kinase activity.